This is a messenger RNA of Solanum dulcamara, 642 nucleotides long. RefSeq lists its product as uncharacterized. The record is from RefSeq and is a predicted model, not a curated record. The coding region runs from base 1 to 642 and encodes 213 amino acids. The transcript is spliced from 2 exons. Lineage: Eukaryota; Viridiplantae; Streptophyta; Magnoliopsida; Solanales; Solanaceae.
AUGGUGGAAGUUGAUGCAUUGAUAGCCUUGACAGCUCAAAUCUCAGCAAUGCAGAAUAUGAUAACCACACAUUUUAACAACUUGGCAUUAAGGAACCAAAUAGCUCUAGGUUAUGUGGGUAUCCCGAAGUAUAACAAAUAUAUCAAGUACGUUGUGACAAACAAGAGCAUGUUGGUAGAAUAUGAGACAAUGGCACUCACUGAGGAGUGCAGUUCUAGAAUUCUGAACAAGGUCAAACUAUUAGCCAAGUUGCAAGGUCCUGGGAGUUUCAUAGUACAGGUAACUAUUGGUAAGUUUAUCUAUGCUAGAGGUCUCUGUGAUUUGGGUGCAUGUGUUAACUUGAUGCCCAGAUAUAUAUUUAAGAAAUUGAGUCUGGAAGACCCCAAGCCUACCAUAAUUUUGUUGCAAUUGGCAGAUCGCUCUAUGGCUAGGCUAGAUGGUAUCAUUGAGGAUGUUUUAGUCCAAGAGGUAUCUCUUAUCUUCCUUGUUGUCUUUGUUGUUCUAGACUUUGAGCCUUACCCAGAGGUUCGUUUCAUCUUAGGACGCCCAUUCUUAGAAAUGGGAGGGGUGUUGAUUGAUGUUGCUGCUGAGAGAUUAACUAUGAGAGCACAUGAUAAGGUGGAGGUGUUUGAUGUUUAUUAG